GAGAGUCGGUCACCGAAACCGCCGAGAAUGCAAGAACGCCGGGAAGCAUAUUAUUCCAAGAACAACACGUUGACAGCUUACCAUAUUUGAUGAUACUGAACUCGAAGUGUUUCCUAAUCCAAGCAUGGCACAAACUACACCUAACGAAGGGAUAUUGUCGCUUACAAUACCUGCACUACAAAAUGCACUAGUCGCAAGUGGCCCUGGAAAAUUAGUUGUAUCAAAAUCUAUCAAAGUCCCGGAUAUCAAGGAGGAUCAGGUCCUAGUGCAAGUUAAAGCAGUUGCAUUGAAUCCAUCCGAUUGGAAAAUUCUAGACAGAUCAUAUACGUCUGGGGCCAUCGCCGGCGCUGACUUUUCAGGAAUUGUGUGCAAAGUUGGGAACCAAUUAUCCAAAGACUUACAUGUUGGUGAUCGGGUUUGCGGCGCUAUUUUUGGUUCAAAUCCUUUGUGUCCGUCAAAUGGAGCAUUUGCAGAAUACCUUGCAGCGACAGGGAAUCUUUGUAUGCUGAUUCCAAGCUCCAUGUCAUUUGCCAGUGCUGCUUCGCUAGGAAUAGGAACGAUGACCGUGGGUUUGGCACUCCGAUCACUCGGAAUACUCCCAUCCGAUCUUGAGUCACUCGAUUCUCUGUCCCAAAAAGUGCCCAAGUCCGCAGCAGACGAACACCCUUUUGCAAUGGUAUACGGCGCGUCAACAGCCACUGGCACACUAGCGGUGCAGUGUCUUGGACAUCUGGGCUACCGCCCAAUCGCUUUAUGCUCUCCUCGGAAUUUUAAACUCGUGAAAGAAAGAGGAGCAUUCGCAGUUUUUGAUUAUGCGGAAUCGCAGAGUCGGGAGGAGAUUCGGGAAUUGACAAAGGGAGAUUUGACCAUCGCUUUAGAUUGUAUUACUACUUCGAAGUCGACUACCAUGUGUUACGGAGCCAUCGGGUGUCGCGGAGGUCGCUAUACGGCGUUAGAAUCUAUUCCAGCACGUCUAAACCGCAGAAGGGCAGACGUGAAGCCGGAGUGGAUUUUAGCACUGAGUGUAUUCGGUGAACCGGUGCACCUGGCAGGCGAUUAUUAUCGUGAAGCAGCCGUUGACGAUCAUGAUUUUGCAGCAGCUUGGAUACAAAAGGUCGAAGAACUAUUGAAGCUCGAAAAGCUCAUCCCACAUCCCAUGAGAACAUAUCGAACUGGCUUGAAAGGGAUUGUAGCUGGUCUGGAUAGGUUACGCAAAGGAGAAGUAUCAGGUUGUAAAGAAGUGUAUAUGUUGGGUGUUUGAUGUCUGUUGAAAGGGUGCCCCAGGUUGAGAACCCGUGCUUAGUCAACACCGCGCUAUGUAAGGAUUACAUCUCGAACAACUUUUCACGAACUAUGCUACUACCAAUGACUUGCAACA
Molecule: messenger RNA, 1378 nt
Organism: Botrytis cinerea B05.10
Lineage: Eukaryota; Fungi; Ascomycota; Leotiomycetes; Helotiales; Sclerotiniaceae
Exons: 1
Coding region: 125-1261 (378 amino acids)
Molecular function (GO): oxidoreductase activity, acting on NAD(P)H
Source: RefSeq, a predicted model, not a curated record